This is a messenger RNA of Psammomys obesus (fat sand rat), 1181 nucleotides long. RefSeq names its product integrin subunit beta 3 binding protein (gene Itgb3bp). Gene Ontology annotation, cellular component: nucleoplasm. Gene Ontology annotation, biological process: regulation of DNA-templated transcription; CENP-A containing chromatin assembly. The record is from RefSeq and is a predicted model, not a curated record. Bases 262 to 978 code for a protein of 238 amino acids. The transcript has 10 exons. Lineage: Eukaryota; Metazoa; Chordata; Mammalia; Rodentia; Muridae.
UUCCAAAUGGUCCGACCAGAGAUCUUUGAACUAUUGACCCAGAGAGAACAGUCUUGCCAUUGAAGGGUGUCUGUUACCAGACUGAAAAGUGAGAGAAGGUCGUGUGCUGCAUCCGGCAGGGACGAGACAGGGCUCUGGCCUUAGACUCCCUGCACACCGAUUUCCUUGCACAGGUUCGGGCUCUUUAUCGUGCGGAGACUGUUUCCGGCGGGCUGCAUUAGGUGUGACACCUCACUCAGAGCCUGCUGCGCGGGAUUUCUUAUGCUUCCGCGCUUGCGGUUUCUCAAUCGGUUCUGUCCUGCAACGGUGGCCGUUGCCAAGAGUCCCGAAAUGCCAGUUAAAAGAUCGCUGAAACUGGAUGAUAUGGUUGAAGAAAAUUCAUUUGGUCCUUCAAAAAUCACAAGGAAGAAAAGUAUUACAGCUUAUUCUCCAACUACUGGAACUUAUCAAAUGAGUCCAUUUUCUUCUCCCACAACCCCCAAAGAACAAGAGCACAGAAAUGGACCAUCAAAUGAAACAAGAAAACUGAAUAGCUUCAGCUCACCUGCAGGAAAGGAAUCCAUAGCAAAAGACAGUGAUGAAUUUAUGACGUUGCUAUCUACAAUUGAAAGAUCAUCAGAAAAAACUGUGGAGAUAAUGAAAAAUUUAAGUAGUAUACAGGCUUUGGAGGGCAACAGACAGCUUGAAGAUCUCAUUGGCAUUUCCCUAGUACCAUGUGUCUUAAAAGGAGAAGCAAAGAAAACCAAAGAACUAAUGACAAAAGUAACAAAACAAAAACUGCUCAAAAAGAAGAAUUCAAGAAUUCCUCCCAAAGGGUGGAAUGGGGCCCCCAAGGAUGAGCUUCAGAAGGCUUGGGACACAGAAGCCUGGCAGGACUCACUAGGGAGUACCAAGUUCAUUGGGAACCUGUGUCUGUUCUCUUACCUUGCUAUACACAACAUCAUCUUGACAGCUUUGCAUUCCUUAAAGCCAUUUUGAACUGAGUGUUACCUCCCAAGUCUGACAACUGUGUCGAUCUUCGUGGGUGUUAGUCAACCCAUAAGAAUUCAGACCAGACUGAAAUAAAGAGCCAGCGAAAGUAGACUGUCAAGUUUGGAACCCACCUUCUAAGACAGGAAGUAUAUCCACUAUAUGUGGAUUUUUCUAAACUGAAAAAAUAAAGGAGUCCACUGUGCACUUCA